UAUGGGACAGUCCGGGAGCCUUGGCGGCCGCGCUCGUCUGUGUCUUCUCUGUCGCCUCCUCGCGUAGUGCGAGCGCUCGGGGCCGGCUCCGGGGAUGUAAGAGUCCAAACCUUCGGCUGCUGGGAAUCCGCUCAGGAUCUGCCAGCCGGGGCCGAGUUCCAGCUUGCUAGUUCGGGAGGCUCCCAGACUCGGCUUCCCCGAGUGCCCAGAAAGAUGAAUCCGUCCUCGGUGCCCCCUGCGCUCCCGCCGCCAGGGCAGCAAGUCAUCCACGUCACGCAGGACCUCGACACGGACCUCGAAGCCCUCUUCAACUCUGUCAUGAACCCCAAGCCCAGCUCUUGGCGGAAAAAGAUCCUGCCGGAGUCCUUCUUCAAGGAGCCCGAUUCUGGCUCGCACUCGCGCCAGUCCAGCACCGACUCAUCGGGCGGCCACCCCGGGCCUCGACUGGCGGGCGGCGCGCAGCACGUCCGCUCGCACUCGUCGCCCGCAUCCCUGCAGCUAGGCACUGGUGCGGGCGCCGCUGGAGGCCCUGCACAGCAGCACGCGCAUCUCCGUCAGCAGUCCUAUGACGUGACUGACGAGCUGCCACUGCCCCCCGGGUGGGAGAUGACCUUCACCGCCACUGGCCAGAGAUACUUUCUCAAUCACAUAGAAAAGAUCACCACAUGGCAAGACCCUCGGAAGGCGAUGAAUCAGCCCCUGAAUCAUGUGAACCUCCACCCUGCCAUCACAUCCACGUCAGUGCCGCAGAGGUCCAUGGCAGUGUCCCAGCCGAAUCUUGUGAUGAAUCACCAACACCAGCAACAAGUCGUGCCCAGUAACCUGAGUCCACAGAACCACCCAACCCCAAACCCACCCACGGGGCUCAUGAGCGUGCCCAAUGCGCUGACCACUCAGCAGCAGCAGCAGCAGAAACUGCGGCUCCAGAGGAUCCAGAUGGAAAGAGAGAGGAUCAGGAUGCGUCAAGAGGAGCUCCUGAGGCAGGAAGCUGCCCUCUGCAGACAGCUCCCCAUGGAGGAGACCAUGGCCCCUGUCAACCCGCCUGCCAUGACCACAGAUAUGCGGUCCAUCACCAACAACAGCUCAGAUCCUUUCCUCAAUGGAGGGCCCUAUCAUUCAAGGGAGCAGAGCACGGACAGUGGCCUGGGGUUGGGGUGCUACAGUGUCCCCACAACUCCAGAGGACUUCCUCAGCAACAUGGACGAGAUGGAAACAGGAGAAAAUGCAGGUCAGACACCGAUGGCCGUCAAUCCCCAGCAGACCCGCUUCCCUGAUUUCCUUGACUGCCUUCCAGGAACCAAUGUUGACCUAGGGACUUUGGAGUCUGAAGAUCUGAUCCCCCUCUUCAAUGAUGUCGAGUCCGCGCUGAACAAAAGCGAGCCCUUUCUAACCUGGCUGUGAUCGCUCCCGUGGUCACGUGUGGCAGCUGUGACCUGAUCUUUCCUGGGCCUCGUGGAACAAGUGCCGGAGCGAAGCAGGUCCACAGGUGUACUGCUCCCGGCCUCCGUACCCACACUCCUGGUCCAUGCAGCCAGCUAAUCAUUGCCUGGGCUUGACUUCCAAGAACUUAAGUGACACAUAAAUAAACGUUCUCUUCAUUUUCCGCCAGCCUGCAUUUCCGUGACAGAUAGUGCAGAAUUGAUUAUGCAGAAUAACUCCUUAAAAAUCCCUGCUACCCCGUGGCUUAGCUUUAUAGGCACUAGCUAAAAUUCAUAUGUCAAUUGAUUCUAAGCCAUAAAAGCUGACCCCAGGCAGUGAAUUCUGACUGGCAGCUUGGUCCAAGAAAUGUGCACAAAGACCCAAUUUGCAGUUUCAAAAACUGUACUGAUAACCCUAGUAACAAAUGGUUUAAAACUUAUUUAACUUGAUCUUAAAAAAAAAAAAAAUCAUUGUAUAGUUAGUAAAUUUCUGUUGUGUGGAAUAUGAUGCAGUUUGGAAUCCAUGCUGGCUCUGAUGUCUGCUCUGAUUCUGCAUUUACAAAGGCACAGAGUCCUAAUGUCACCACUCUUCACCAUUUGACGGCGGAGCACCCAGCGGCUCGGUGCUGCGUGCAGAAGGGCCGCUGUGGUAUUUGUCGCAGGUCUUGCAUGACAGGUCGUAUGAAAGAGACCAGUUUGGUACUGAGAUGAACAAUUAUGAAGCCAAACUUUUUUUUUUUUUAAUUGCAACCUGUAUUCUUUGCAAAAUGCAGCUUGGAAUCUGUUUGUUUUAUGGAACACUGUCAUUUUGUGGCUAUGACAAAGGGCCGCCGAAUGUUUUUUGAUGAAUCAGUGGCAACUAUUUUUGUCUUUUGACCUAUUCGGAAAACAUCAGGCCAGCGUAGAUCUCAGCCUGACGACACGCAAAUUAGCUGUUGCAUUUUGUACUCUGAGGCAUUAUCAAUUCUGCUUUCGAGGUUUCAAGCGCUUAAAAAUGAUCCUGUCUGUAGAAGUGUUUGAAGAAUGAAACAGAUGCCUGACUGUGUAUACAGAAAGGCCUUGACAGGGUGUGUCGUCUAGAUUUGUGCUUCUGAGCGGAGUAAGAUUGAUUGCUAAGUAUGUUAUCCUAACCCCUUUGCUAAGUUGGUACAAAAAGGCAUAAGAUAUGUACUCAAUACCUCUUAUGUAACCAACUUUUUUUUUUUUUAUUAUCUCUUAAGGACUGAGAGCAUUGUGUUCAUUUAGCAGGCGGUCUGCCCGCACUAGCAAUGAAGUCCUUAGCUCUUUAUUAUUUUGAACUGACAUUAUUUAUAGUGUAUGAAUUUAAUCUCCUUUUUUAUUUUUAUUUUUUGAAAGACAUAAAGAAUCCGAGAGGAAACUUUCAGUGUCCAUGAGGGUGAGGGCUUUGUUGUUCAGGAUCUUUAAUAAGAUCCCUUCGGUUUAUUGAAAUAUAGAUGCACAGAGUACAUUUGGUUGUGGUGGGAAGAGGCAAGUGAAAGGUCAGAGAUGAAGCUGUGGAAUAUGCCAGAAAGGCCAGUCGAUGGGAAAUGAGCCAGACUCAUCAGAACCCCUCAAAAGCGAGGCAAGCAAGACGGGCGAAAAGUGCCCUCGAAGAACAAAGCAACAAUUUUCUCUCAGCCUUCAUACCAAAAGACCCUGCUGUCAGAGAGAAGAGGGUUAGGGUGCACUUUACCGGGGAGGGGCAGAGAGGAGGAAGGGGCAGGGCUGUGGCACUCUGAUGCUCUCUGUCUCUGUGCUUGCUAAACACGUCAGCAGACAAGAGCGUGGGCCACUGUUGCAUCCAGCACUCUGAAAUGAUUUCUCUUUCCUUGGAAGAGCCCCAAUUAACGCCCAGUUAACCCCUUGAGCACUCUGAGAGAGGCGAGUUGGUAUUUAUGUUGCUACUAGGUUGAAAGGGAGCACUCCUUCUUAUUCUCUUUUGUUAGCAAAAAUUGCAAAAAGAGUUGUACAUUCUUUCUGAGGAAAAUCAAAAACAAACCAAAACACAAGGGACCUAACAAAACUCGACAGUGUUACUGUAUUUAAAAAUAUUUUUAUACAUGCAUU
Microtus ochrogaster (prairie vole) is the source of this 3485-nucleotide messenger RNA. It is a transcript of the gene Wwtr1, whose product is annotated as WW domain containing transcription regulator 1. Gene Ontology annotation, molecular function: protein binding; transcription coactivator activity. The record is from RefSeq and is a predicted model, not a curated record. Gene Ontology annotation, biological process: positive regulation of transcription by RNA polymerase II; hippo signaling. Lineage: Eukaryota; Metazoa; Chordata; Mammalia; Rodentia; Cricetidae. Gene Ontology annotation, cellular component: nucleus; cytoplasm.